AGCGGAAGCAAUCGCCGGCCUGAGCGCGACCCUCCCCGGUGCUCCGGAGGGGGCUAUUCUGGGGCUGCGGCGCCACCCCCUCCGGCGGGGGCGCGUUCCUUUCCUGGCGCCCUGAGGAGGAGGCCGCGGCUGUUGUGGCCGGCGGUGGCGGCGGCUCCGAGGCCUGGGCUGGGCUGGGCGGCAUCAGCCCCAUGCUUGGCUGGGGCGGAGAGGAGCCGCUCCCGGCUGCUGGCGGGCGGAGGCUGAGAGGGGGACCAGAUGAGGAGGAGGAAGAGGAGAAGGCUGCCGCCGCCACCGCCGCCGGGUCUCUCCUUUUCCCGGUUUCGCCAGGCAGAUGCAUCGCAGGAUGAAUGAAAUGAGCUUGAGCCCCGUAGGGAUGGAGCAGCUGGCAGCUUCCUCUGCAAGCAGUGCCCUGACGGUCUCAGGAAACCACCUAGGCCUGGCUUCCUCCCCAACACACAAUGCCAUACCAACACCAGGAUUACCAGUUGCAAUUCCCAAUUUGGGGCCAUCUCUGCCCUCUGCAUUGUCUUUGAUGCUUCCAAUGGGCAUUGGAGAUCGAGGAGUGAUGUGUGGUAUACCUGAGAGAAAUUAUGCCCUACCUCCACCGCCUUACCCUCACCUUGAAAGCAGCUAUUUCAGACACAUUCUACCUGGUCUUUUAUCUUACUUAGCUGACAGACCGCCGCCUCAGUAUAUCCACCCCAACAACAUAAAUGUUGAUAGCAAUCCAGCUUUAUCUGUCUCCAGCAACCCCUCUGGCUUGGAUCCUUACCAGCCGAAUGGAACGGUGGGUCUUGAACCAGGCAUUGUCUCCAUGGAUUCUCGUUCAGUGAACACCCACAGCACUCAAAGCUUGCAUCCCAGCGACAGCCAUGAGGUAACUCUGGAUACAACGAUUACCAUGGAAAGCGUCUCAAGAGUUACCAGUCCCAUCUCUACUGACAGGAUGGCUGAGGAACUUACAAUGGGUGAUGUAGCUGGAGAUCAUUCCCAGAUUGCAGCUGGCAGCCGGAAUCACGAGCCCUUAGCUGUGGACGCUGUUGGUGGCAGCUUAACUGCAGACACUGUGGGACAUAAUGGUGUCAUCCCCAUUCACGGUAGCAGUUUGGAACUUCCAGUCGUUAUGGAGCCUGAUCAUAUUGCAGGCCGUGUCAGCGGGAUAUCUGACAGAACGCUCGGUGACUCUAUUCAUACAGUAGCUAUGAGCAGCAAUUCUGUGAGUGUUGCACUUUCUACCUCACAUAACCUCACAUCCCUGGAAUCUGUCUCCUUACAUGAAGUGGGUCUGAGUUUGGAACCCGUGACAGUAUCUUCCAUAAGCCAGGAAGUAGCCAUGGGACAAGAUCAUGUGGAUGUCUCUCCUGAUAAUCUUGCCUUUGUACCAUCAUCACUGCAGAUAGAAGACUCAAAUUCAAACAAAGAAAAUAUGGCUACCUUGUUUACCAUAUGGUGCACACUCUGUGACAAGGCAUACCCAUCAGAUUGCCCAGAUCAUGGGCCUGUGACCUUUGUUUCAGACACCCCAAUAGAGAGUCGAGCCAGGCUUUCUGUGCCCAAACAACUUGUUAUCCGGCAGUCUAUCAUGGGAGCUGAAGCUGGUGUGUGGGCUCAAGAAACUAUUCCUGUGCGGACUUGCUUUGGACCACUCAUUGGACAGCAGAGUCACUCCAUGGAGGUGGCUGAUUGGACAGAUAAAGCAGCAAAUCACAUUUGGAAGAUAUAUCACAACAAUGUUCUGGAAUUCUACAUAAUCACAACUGAUGAGAACGAAUGUAACUGGAUGAUGUUUGUGCGGAAAGCCAGGAACCGGGAAGAACAGAAUCUGGUGGCUUACCCUCAUGAUGGAAAAAUUUACUUCUGCACCUCACGUGAUAUCCAUCCAGAGCACGAGCUCCUCUUUUAUUACAGUCGAGAUUAUGCCCGACAGAUUGGUGUUCCUGAGCACCCUGAUGUGCACACUUGCCACUGUGGGAAAGAAUGUGCUUCCUACAGCGAGUUCAAGGCCCACCUGACGAGUCAUAUCCACAGCCACCUCACCAGUCAGGGACAUACUAGCAGCCAGGGGCCAGGCCACAGCAAGGAAAGGAAGUGGAAAUGCUCCAUGUGUCCUCAAGCUUUCAUCUCUCCUUCUAAGCUUCAUGUCCACUUCAUGGGGCACAUGGGCAUGAAGCCACACAAGUGUGAUUUCUGUAGCAAAGCCUUUAGUGACCCCAGUAAUCUCCGAACUCAUCUUAAAAUACAUACAGGUCAGAAGAACUAUCGCUGUGCUCUUUGUGAAAAGUCAUUUACUCAGAAGGCUCACCUGGAGUCACACAUGGUUAUUCACACUGGGGAGAAAAAUCUGAAGUGUGAUUACUGUGAUAAACUGUUCAUGCGACGGCAGGAUCUCAAGCAGCACGUACUCACCCAUACACAAGAACGGCAAAUCAAAUGUCCUCGGUGUGAAAAACUGUUCUUGAGGACAAACCACUUGAAGAAACACUUAAAUUCCCACGAAGGAAAGAGGGAUUAUAUCUGUGAAAAAUGCUCAAAGGCUUAUUUAACAAAGUAUCACCUAACCCGUCACCUCAAAAUCUGCAAAGGACCCACCUCCAGUCUCUCCGCCCAGGAAGAGGAUGAUUCAGAAGAGGAAGAAUUAAUGAUAAACUCUGUGAGGAGUGAGAACUGUAGGCUCAACAGCAGCGUGUUUGUGACAAAUGAUACGCUUUCUUGCCACAAAUAAGAAAUGGAGGACAUCUCAAAAUGUAAAUUAGGGACUGUUGCCCCCCCCCCCCCCACCAUGUUUAUAUUAAAUGAACUCUUCUGUAACACUUGGCUGACGGAUCAGCACUCACACUUCUUAAUGGAAAUGAAUUAUGCACUUUUCAAAGGGAGCUGUCCAGUAAUUUUAAGCCAAUGAAAUCAGAGUAAUUCUUCCUACCAUUAUCUUUUAAACGUGUGCACUUGUCAACUUGGUUGAUGUGUCAUGCAUGACUUUUAGAAUGAAACAGGCAGUUGCAAAUCAGUUCUGAUCAGACAACUAUUGGAAAUAAUGAAUUUGUCACCUCUUUUAAAUUAAGAGUCUCUCUACACGUGACAUCUGACACGUGAAGAACACAUGUCAGGAGAUGCAAUAUUAGCCAGGAAGGAUAGUUUAAAAGGACAAAGCCGGGGGCAGGCCAAAGGUGUUGCUAUACACUGGAGCUGUGUGAAGGGGCUGUGAAAUGCCAAAAGGGAAACUUCAGCCCAUUAUAACCUCUCCAGAUUCAAGCCUGGCUCUGGAAGGCAGCUCCAGCCCAUUUCCAUUCCUUGCUGCCCUCUGGUUGUGAUCCUACACAGUUUUAGACUGGAGAUGUGAAAUUGACAGAGCCUUUGGGUAGGAAAAUAUGAAAUUAACAAACCCUCUGAGGAGUGAUCUCCACUGGCUCGGUCUUUCUAAACUACGCUUCCCAGCUAACAUUGCGUCUCUCUACACUUGACGAACACAUACCGAGGCAUCUCGUAUAGAGAGACUCUAAGGCUUUGAUUUGUGUUUUCUAAAGUCCCAUUAUCAAAGCAGCCCAAUAUCUUCCUGUUGUAUACAUUUUGAGUUUUGCUAAAAACAUUGCUAAAAUCAGUGUUCAUUAUCCAUGAGUUAGUUGUAUCCAUACAUAUUAGACAACUGAUUAUUCUCAAAAAACUAGAGUGUGCUGGUUCAGGUUGGGAUAUUCUUAGCUAGGGAAGUUUAUCAUACCUAAGAUGUUCCCUUAAAAGUGGUUACAAUAUAUACCUUGUUUGGUAACUAAUUUGGAGGGGAAGGAGGUAAUAUGCUGCUAAUGUAUUUAUGAAAUGAUUUUAUUUUAAUUGUCUCCUUAGGGGAAAAUUAAACAUUGCGCUUUGUAAUACAUCAA
Messenger RNA from Eublepharis macularius, 3872 nucleotides. It is a transcript of the gene PRDM4, whose product is annotated as PR/SET domain 4. The transcript is spliced from 11 exons. NCBI's taxonomy places the organism in Eukaryota, Metazoa, Chordata, Lepidosauria, Squamata, Eublepharidae. Gene Ontology annotation, molecular function: histone methyltransferase binding; histone deacetylase binding; RNA polymerase II cis-regulatory region sequence-specific DNA binding. The coding region runs from base 335 to 2725 and encodes 796 amino acids. Gene Ontology annotation, biological process: regulation of transcription by RNA polymerase II; transcription by RNA polymerase II; cell fate commitment. Gene Ontology annotation, cellular component: cytoplasm; nucleus. The record is from RefSeq and is a predicted model, not a curated record.